Akanthomyces muscarius is the source of this 1470-nucleotide messenger RNA. RefSeq lists its product as uncharacterized. The coding region runs from base 1 to 1470 and encodes 489 amino acids. The record is from RefSeq and is a predicted model, not a curated record. The transcript has 5 exons. Lineage: Eukaryota; Fungi; Ascomycota; Sordariomycetes; Hypocreales; Cordycipitaceae.
AUGGGUCUCUUCUCCCGCAAGGAUAAGAGCCGUCGCGGGGACGCUUCCCUGCCCACCUCACAGUCCACAAACAGCUUCGCCUCGUCAACGUCUCGCUCUGUCAUCAACAGAGUGUCGGCUGGAAGCAUUACGCCGGGAAGUCCUCUCUCGCCCAUGUCGCCUGUCAAGCUUCCCAAGAUGGAUCUUCCUCGCCCCCCGGAUCCCCAGCUUGACCCCGCUGGCUACCUGCGCAGCCUCGGCGCCGUUCGCGAACGCACGAAGAUCGUCUUUGACAAGCUCAUGGCCAAUAAAUUACACCAUUUUGAUGUUGAUAUGACCAAGUUCCCUGACGUCGUCACUUUUGUUUCGGGCUUGAUCAAGCGAGACUACGAUGCGCCGUUCAACACGAUCCCCGGCCAUGGUCGCUACCAGCACUUUUGCGUUGGCGGCCGCGAUCGUAUCGCAGACUUGCUCUCCACUUGGCCCUCCACUGUGGAUAACACAGAACGCUGCCGUCGCCUCAUUGACCUGUUUCUCGUCAGCGUCCUGCUUGAUGCCGGCGCCGGCACCUCCUGGAGCUACAAGAGCACGGAAAAUGGCAAGGUGUACAGGAGAUCCGAGGGCCUGGCCAUUGCGAGCUUGGAAAUGUUCAAGACUGGCCUCUUCUCGGGCAACCCCGACAAUAAGUACCAAGUCGAUUUUCAAGGUCUCGCCAACUUGACUGUCGCUCAAUUGGCCGCCGGCUUGCAGUCUAAGCCCGGCAACGAGCUUGCCGGACUAGACGGCCGUACGGACCUGCUGCUAAAGCUAUCCGAUGCGCUCAAGAGCAAGACCGAGUUUUUCGGCGAAACGGGCCGACCCGGAAAUAUGAUUGAUCACCUACUCUCACACCCUUCCACGCAAGCAUCUUCUAUCCUCAUUGUGCCGCUGCCCGUUCUAUGGAACGUGCUCAUGUCUGGCCUGGCCCCAAUCUGGCCUCAGUCGCGCACAUCCAUCGACGGCGUCUCCUUGGGCGAUGCCUGGCCUUGCGCCAGCAUGCCGCAAGGAGCUGGCGCCUGGGAAUCUAUUUCAUUGCUCAACAUGCACUUUGCCGGUACCGAACUCCUGACUGGUCUGCCUGAAUACCGCAACGGCGGCCUCUUUGUGGACAUUGGCGUCUUGAAUUUGAAAAAGGACGAUGUAGAUCGCGGCCUGGAGAAUUACUCAGAUUACUGCCGCCGCACAGGCGUCAAGGGCGUCGAGGUAGCACCCAUGUUUGAGCCCAGCGAUGAUGUCAUCGUCGAGUGGCGUGCGGCCACCGUCGGCCUCCUCGACCACUUGACCCUCGAGGUCAAUAAGCAUAUGAAGAAGGACUUGGCAGGAAACGAGAUGACGCUGGCCCAGCUGUUGGAAGCUGGUAGCUGGAAGGGUGGCCGUGAAAUCGCCGAAAUCAACCGGCCAAAUACGAAGGAGCCCCCCAUCCUCAUUGACAGCGACGGCACCGUAUUUUGA